AUGGGUAGGGCGUGGAAAACGUCUCUGAACCUGAAGGGGUUGAUUGUCGGACGUAUUGCGGGUUGGACGUUCCAAAGUUGCGCCGACAUCCGCCGGAGGAACAGACUCUCCGGGAGCCGCCUGCAGGAGACCACGAUUCUUGGAACUUCUGCCUGGUGUAUGCGGGAGACUUCCAAGUCGUCGAAACGAAGAAUGGGACUAAAGGCCUAA
Messenger RNA from Parastagonospora nodorum SN15, 210 nucleotides. RefSeq lists its product as hypothetical. The transcript has 2 exons. Bases 1 to 210 code for a protein of 69 amino acids. NCBI's taxonomy places the organism in Eukaryota, Fungi, Ascomycota, Dothideomycetes, Pleosporales, Phaeosphaeriaceae. The record is from RefSeq and is a predicted model, not a curated record.